UGGGCUGAAUGAUAACCCCGCCGUGAGGAUGCCGAGAGCCGCAGCCCUCUUCUGUCUCUCUCCGCGGCUCAGCUCUGGAGGACCCUGGAGCGCAUCAUUUGAUCUCUGCACCUGAACGCGUUUGAUUUAAUAUGAUUCGAUUAUAAAUUCUAUUUCAAAUAUCGUGCAUUAUUUAUUGCGCUUGCAAAUCCGAUUCGCCUCGCAGAUAUCGAUCCAGGUGAACCAGCACCAUGUUGACCAGCAUCAUCGAGAGCAUCUUCUGCUGUCUGAUGGGAAAGACGAGCAGCGUUGUGCUGCCGGUCGAGUCAUCAGACGGAAAGCCUGCAGACGGAUACGAGUUUGUGGAGGUGAAGCCGGGCCGUGUGCUGCGCGUGCGCCACAUCCUCCCCGAACGACCUGCUACGACAGAAGCUCAACCAGAAGCGGGCAGCAGCGUCCACUGCAAGCGCAAGAUCACGGUGUACCGCAACGGCCAGCUGGUGAUCGAGAACCUGGGAGACGUCCUCCACGCCGAGAUCCUGCAGUGUCAGAACGGAGACGUGGAGCAGUGCAGCACAGUGGAGGUGGAGCUGUCCGAUUACACCACUGCACCCUCGUCCCCUGAUUCCAGACCCGCUCCACCGCUUCCCACCUCAGACCAGCAGAAGCCGGCUCCUCCACCCAGACGCCGGCGGAGGAGACCCAAGCGCACCGUGCUGAUCGAUACGGAGCGCUGCAUCAGCAGCUGUAAGGGGACACAUUCGGACGUGGCGCUCUUCUUCAUCCACGGCGUGGGCGGCUCGCUGGACAUUUGGGGGACUCAGCUGGAAUUCUUUUCGCGGCUGGGUUAUGAGGUCAUCGCCCCGGAUUUGGCAGGACAUGGUGCCAGCACUGCCCCUCAGAUAGCAGCGGCGUACACCUUCUACGCUCUCGCAGAGGACCUGCGCGCCAUAUUUAAGAGAUACGCCAGAAAACGGAACAUCCUCAUUGGUCACUCAUACGGGGUGUCGUUCUGUACGUUCCUGGCACACGAGUAUCCGGAGCAGGUGCAUAAGGUGGUGAUGAUCAACGGAGGCGGCCCCACGGCGCUGGAGCCCAGCCUGUGCUCCAUCUUCCAGCUUCCCUCCUGCGUCCUGCACUGUCUGUCUCCCUGCCUGGCCUGGAGCUUCCUCAAAGCUGGUUUUGCCAGACAGGGCGCUAAAGAGAAGCAGCUUCUGAAAGAGGGAAAUGCUUUUAACGUGUCUCCGUUCGUCCUGCGAGCGAUGAUGAGCGGUCAGUACUGGCCCGAGGGGGACGAGGUUUACCACGCCGAGCUGACCGUCCCUAUACUGCUGGUGCACGGCAUGUUCGACAAGUUUGUGCCGAUUGAUGAAGACCAGCGGAUGGCAGAGAUCCUCUUGUUUGCGUUCCUGAAAGUGAUCGAGGAAGGCAGUCACAUGGUGAUGAUGGAGUGUCCAGAGACGGUCAACACGCUCCUGCACGAGUUCUUCCUCUGGGAACCUGACAAUAGCAAAAAAGAUAGGGUUACCAGGAUAACAGCCGAGCAGACGCUCGCCGUCAGCACAGGGACGUCCAAGGUCAACAAGCCCCUUAACAAAUAACCUGAUGAGGGACGUUUUUUUUGGGGUGAACCAAUCAGAAGGCUGUUGAUGGCAGGCUGUCAAAACCUUGGCUGAGAGCUGGUUUUUGAUCAGAAGACCCUGGCAGGUGUCCAGACGUGUGUGAGGAAGAUUCACAGGUUUGAAGAGACUCUCUAGCGAUGAGGGUUAUUCCUCUGUUGUGGACAAUAUCUUUCCAUCUUGUGCUGUCUAAAGAAAAGGACUGGAAGUGCGUCCAGAGGAUGGAAAUCAAGUGUGCCAAAGUCCAGUUGGGACUCAACUACGAGAAAGAAGAGAAGGAUUUGCCGAGACUGCUUUUAAAAAAACCCAAGAGAGCGUUUAAAGUCAACAUGAAAUGCAUUUUAAUUCCAUAAUAUGACACAUUGGGUGUAGUACAAGUACAAUUACGAAAAACAGCAGUUGCGUUAAAAAUAACGAGGACUAAUUAAUUGUGAUGGGAAAAUAACAGGGUUGUUUUCAAGCUGACUUUAAUAGACGUUUGUAUUUAAUCUGUGUUGACGUCAUACUAGUACUAACACGUUUUAAUGUCUUCCCUCAUAAAUCAAAUCCACUGCUUGGAGUAGAAGAGCGAUUGGAAACAGAUGUAUGAGACACUGUUAAAACAUCCUAGAAAGAUAACGUACUGUUAAAGAACACACGUUUACUUGAAACAAAUCAUUUGAGUAAACAAAAAAAAAAACUGAACAACAGAUGUCGGUUCACAUGAAGGAUAAAAACAGGAUGAGAGGAAACAUCGAGUCUGGCAUUGGGAGAUUUUCUGCACUUGUCCGUCUCCUAGCAACUAGAAAGUCGGUCAUUAGAACAAAUGCACGGAGAGAGAGAGAGAGAGAGAGAGAGAGAGAGAGAGAGAGAGAUAAAGAUGCUGCUGGCCACAACAUGACACGGUGCUGAGAAAAAACAGGAUAUAAGCUACAAUAUCACAGAGCAGACUGCAUACAAUCUGAAUUUAAUAUUGAAAUGAUAUUGUGAAUAUCUAGUCAUCAGGUUGAUCCAAUCAUCUGCAGUUAUGCAGUACUGUAUGAUUACAUUUAAAUAAAUGCAUUCAAACUGUUAAUUCCCAUUUCAAUAACAACAACAACAACAAAAUUAUGCAUUACAACAAUAAAAUACGCAGACUUCAGUCUCACAAUCCAACUACUAAUAAUAACUCAACACGUGGGCUUCAGGAAGGAAAUAUACAAUGUGUGAAGAAAUGUCGACCUUGAUUUAUUUUACACGCUGUGUGAAUGAUAUAGAUAUUUAAAGGAAAAACUGUGGACUGAAUUGGGAGUGAAUGAGUUUUCUACAGUGCUUACAGCUGGAUGUCGGUGUUUAACAUCAAUCCCAAUGAGAACCUUCUAGCAUCUUCUUAUUAUUAAGACGAGUAACAUCAGCACAGACAGUAAUCUCGUCCUUCAGUCUGUAAAACAAAGAUGCAUUUACAAUGAUGCACUAACUGUACAAUCCAAGUCUGUGGAAGGUUACUGCAUUGUCAGAAUAAGUCAAAUGGUAAUAAGUCACACUAUUCUCAUGUUAGCAUGUAUGAUGUUAAAGUCCUGUGGCUUUUUUGUUGAAAACAGUCAAUAUUUUAGCAUUUAUUCCAGUGCAGACUUCCACUGAAAGUGCAUUACUGUACAUGCGUCCUUCCUUGUUUUUGCAAAAAAAUUCCACAGAUGUUGCUCACGCUGCUUAAGUUGCACCAAACCCAGAAUAUUUAAUUAAACGUUACUUGCAUCGACGAUUUCACUGUAAUGCACACAGACUGACUUUCACACGGUAUGAAUUUUAUUGAGCCUCUCCUGUGAAUAAGAAAACAAAAAACUGCAUUUUUGUCAAAAAAAAAAAAAGAUAAAACAGCAUAUUUUUUUCAUUCUUGUAAAUGAGCAGUAUAUGCAUAUCUCUUUUGGAUUUAUCUGGCCUUAUCAAAGGGAUGGAAAUGAUUUCUCUGUCAUUUGAUUGGAGGAAGGAUCGCUGAGAAUUUUAGAGAGUCUGUAGCUACAUGGUUUUAAUAUCAUAAACAAAAUAUAUCCCAUGUCUACUAAGCAUCUCUAUUUAUGAUUGGCUGAGAAAAAUAAAUGAAUACAUUCCACAGAGACUCUGUUAGGCCAGUAUGUAACCACCUAGCAAGCAACCAUAGCAACCAUGUAGCAACAUUCUAAAAAACUUAGAACAUUCAGAGCAAUCGCAUAGCAACGCCCCUGGCAACCACCCAUGUUCUGUUUACAAUGUAACAGUUGUGUAAGAUUCUAGGUGGAUGCAUCAUUCCUUGUUUCUAAUUCACAGACGGGAGCAAUAACACUUUUCUAUGCUAAUGGCAGUUCUGGCUUUCCUCUGAGCGCCUGGGAGGGGUUUUUCUGAAGAGACAGGAAACAAUAAAAUUAAAUACAAUAAACGAACAAUCCUGGCCAAUACUGUUCAAAAAUCUGCCAAAGGGAGUGAAACGAGUCAGAUGGACUAAUACUGUUGGAGCGCGUGGGUGAAGUGGGUUUGGGAGAUGAAUAUUAGCUACAGAUGCUGAAUGACACUAAUGACUGAUGAUGAUGAUGAUGAACUCUUCUUCUUCUGGCUGUGUACUGAUGUCAGUACCCCACUGUGAACAUUGUGGUUCAGUUUGUGUCAAGUGUGUGUGUGUGUGUGUGUGUGUGUAUGUUGCAUAUAUCUAUUGGAAAGUACUAUACCGUGCACUGGCUGAAAAUAUGUGCAUAUAAAAUGUCAUUAAAACUAUUUAAAAAUGUGAUUAAUAAAUAAAAAGGUUUUUAUCUGUUUCCCCCCUCCAAAA
Molecule: messenger RNA, 4356 nt
Organism: Carassius gibelio (silver crucian carp)
Lineage: Eukaryota; Metazoa; Chordata; Actinopteri; Cypriniformes; Cyprinidae
Gene: abhd8a
Product: abhydrolase domain containing 8a
Exons: 5
Coding region: 231-1580 (449 amino acids)
Molecular function (GO): catalytic activity
Source: RefSeq, a predicted model, not a curated record